Molecule: messenger RNA, 492 nt
Organism: Cornus florida
Lineage: Eukaryota; Viridiplantae; Streptophyta; Magnoliopsida; Cornales; Cornaceae
Exons: 1
Coding region: 1-492 (163 amino acids)
Source: RefSeq, a predicted model, not a curated record
AUGGUAGCAGAAUGCUUGGUUCGAAGAGUCUUGAUUGAUCCAGGGAGCAGCGCGAAUGUCAUGACAAGAGUAAUAUUUGACCUACUCGAGAUUGAACCAGAAAGGCUCAAACCCACAAGAAAUCCACUAUUAGGAUUCGAACCAGAAAGGCUCAAACCCACAAGAAAUCCACUAUUAGGAUUCGAUGGGAAGUGGGUAGAGCCUAUCAGCAUGGUCGAGUUGCCAGAACUUACUGUUGAAAGAGAAUUGAUGGAAAGUUUUGUUGUCGUUGAGAUUCACCCGUCUUAUAAUCUCUUGAUAGGAAGAGGGUGGAUUCACAGAGUCCAAGGUGUCCCAUCGACUUUGCACCAGGUAAUGAGAUGCUUAAGUCUAGAUGGGAGCAAAUUGAUUGAUAUCCAUGGGGGCCAGGUAGCAACCAAAGAGUGUUACUCUAUAACUCUGAAAGCUAGCGGGAAGGGAAAAACCCCUGUCCGAUCUGAUAACCCGAGAUAG